This is a messenger RNA of Alexandromys fortis (reed vole), 1391 nucleotides long. RefSeq names its product adenylate kinase 9-like. Lineage: Eukaryota; Metazoa; Chordata; Mammalia; Rodentia; Cricetidae. The transcript has 2 exons. The record is from RefSeq and is a predicted model, not a curated record. Bases 402 to 689 code for a protein of 95 amino acids.
ACUGCUCUUCCAGAGGACCUGGGUUCAAUUCCCAACACCCACAGGGCAGCUCAUCACUGUGUGUAACUCCAAGAUCUGAUAUCCUCACUGUAGACAAAACACUAAAAAGCACAUGAAAUAAAAAUAAAUUCAUUUUUUCCUUAAAAAGAAAACAAAACAAACCCAGCUGGUUCAUUAACCAGAUUCUAAAGUCACAAGCCUGAAGUAAAGCUAACAGCAUUGACAAUUCUUUGAAGAAUAUAAAGCUUGCUAUUGGUGCCAUCGGCCAGAAUCCGAAAGCAAGGUUGACUGACGAAUGUGUGAACUGAAAUAGGCUUCGUGUUUUGUGUUUUCCAGUUGCCAAGAAGCUUGCAAGUGAAUAUGGCUUAAAACGUCUGUCAGUAGGAGCCGCGCUGCGUAGCAUGUUAAGCAAUCACCCAGAUACAGAGCUGUCACUCAUGAUCAACUGGCACCUGCACAAGGGAAUGACAGUGCCGGAUGCACUUGCUAUUCAAGCUCUAGACCUCUCCCUGAUGGAAAGUGUGUGCAAUACUAUAGGUGUGGUCAUUGAUGGCUACCCUGUAACCACGAACCAGAUGAAUAUCUUGGAGACGAGGUCAAUCAUUCCUAUGGUCAUCUUUGAGUUGGACGUGCCAUCCAAGGAGAUAUUCAAGAGGUUGCUCUUCGAGAGGAAGAUGGAGCAGAGGUAAUCUUCCUGAGGGGACUGUGGGACUGGGGUGACCCUGACCAUGCAUACAGGGGAUGUCGCAGGCCUUCAACAACUUGUCCACCCCUGCCCUGUUUCCUUCUUAGUACACCUUAUCCACUGCACAACAGCACACAGAUUAUAGCUUACAAGAAUGCCAAGUACCGUAAAAAUGUCAGUGAGAUCAGGCAGUUUUAUCGAGAACAGCAUCAAAACUGGCAUGUGAUUGAUGGAUUUCACAGUAAGUGGUGGGUGUGGAAUGAAGUCAUUACAGACAUCCAGCAGAUGAAUAAGUACAUACAGACAUACAUGGAAAGAAUAAAGGAAGGUAAGAAAAUGUUAUUGUGUGUGUAUGUGUGUGUGUUCGUGUGUGUGUGUGUGUGUGUAGCUGAGUAUGAAGGCCAGAGAACAACCUCAGGUGUCUAAAAGAAAGGGGGGGGGAUAGAUAGGAGCCUAGCAAGAUACUGUGAGACCAAGUGAUAGAUCCACAGCUCUGUGUCCAACAUCUGAAACCACAGUUCAGCAGCCCCUCCCACCUCGAGGAUACCCAUGUAUGGCCCACAUGACCUCUCUCUUGGGCUGGCUCCAUCUUCAGCUUUCCUCAGCAGACCUUCCAUAUCCUUGGCAUCCCUAACAUCCCUGCACAUUCAUUGUGUUUUAUUUGCAACAAUACAUUUCCGUCACAUAAUCCACUCGGUUUGGGUAC